AUGAGCCGCAACUUCGUCCCCGUAGCCCUAUCCAUCGGCGCCGGCGUCCUCGGCGGGUACUACGUCUGGCAACCGUAUUUCAAGGAGAUGCAGCAGCGCCAACAACACCAGCUCCAGCAGUCGUUGAAUCCGAAUUCUACCGAGACGGCACCGCAGUCACAAGUUCCGACAUCGACACCGACACCGACACCGACACCUCAGGAGGUGGUUCCUCCCUCUGCGACAGGGGAUUCGGGGUCGGGGGAGGCAGCGGGGCAGUGA
This is a messenger RNA of Aspergillus brunneoviolaceus CBS 621.78, 261 nucleotides long. RefSeq lists its product as uncharacterized. The transcript has 3 exons. Bases 1 to 261 code for a protein of 86 amino acids. Lineage: Eukaryota; Fungi; Ascomycota; Eurotiomycetes; Eurotiales; Aspergillaceae. The record is from RefSeq and is a predicted model, not a curated record.